UGACACAUGUGAUAUAGAGGAUUUUUGACUGGCGUGAGAUGCCACUCCGUGGCUUUAUUGAUGACCAGAUGAUCGAUCUGCUGAUGUCAGACUGUGAAUAACGACGCUAGGAACAAAACAAGUAUCAUGCAGGCGGGGGUGUAUCGCAGCUGUUUUUGGGAGUGUUGCGUCCCUGCCCCCACAACCCCCGGGUUUAUUUUGAGGCGGUCUUAUCACAGCUGUGGUGGUGGCAGCGUGUCCCAGCCCCUCCGCACUCCUUCCUUUCCCCCUCUGGCCCUCGGUCCCGGUAAGACCCCCGUGCGCUGUGUCCCGUACGUUACUAACAUGCAACUAACAUCCAGCGCGUGCUGUGUGUGCAAGUGUCAGGAGCUGCAGGCGUUGCGUCAUAACACCGGAAGACUCGCGUCUCCGUCCCAGUGUGACGGUGGUGUGCACGCUCGCCGGAUAAAGCAUGCGCCACCACCGACCAUUUCCAGCAAAUACGCCUCGGAAAUGCACGUUUCUGCACGCGCAGCUGCCGCCGCCGCCAUCAGGAGCGUCGGAUUGGGAAAUAAAGAAAUGUUUUGCCCAUAAAAGGAGUUCUUAAAAUAGCCUGCGGCUCCGGAACAGGUGCCAUGUGCUCUGCUCGUGAAGGCGCCGCGCUAAUUUUAUGCACGCCGACCGUGUCACAUUUACAAAAGGACGACUAGAAGGCAAACGACACCAGGGGUGUCCAAAAUGCGGCCCGAGGGCCCACUCUUUUCUUAUUGGCCCGCUCAAAAUAUGAUGGGAAUAUAGUCAUAAUAUCACAAAAAUAAUUAUAAUUACUGUAUAAUAUUAUGAGAAUAAAGUUAUCAUGUUAUGAGAAUACAGUUAUCAUUUUAUGAGAAUACAGUUAUCAUUUUAUGAGAAUAAAGUUAUUAUGUUAUGAGAAUAGUUAUAAUAUUAUGAGAAUAAAAUUAUCAUGUAAUGAGAAUAGUUAUCAUGUUAUGAGAAUAGUUAUAAUAUUCUGAGGAUAAAGAUAUCAUGUUAUGAGAAUGUUUAUAAUAUGAGAAUAAAGUUAUCAUGUUCUGAGAAUGUGAUGAGAGUAAAGAUAUCAUGUUAUGAGAAUAAAGUUUUCAUGCUAUGAGAAGUUAUAUUAUGAGUAGUUCUGAGAAUGUGAUGAGAGUAAAGAUAUCAUGUUAUAAGAAUAAAGUUUUCAUGUUAUGAGAAUGUGAUGAGAAUAAAGUUAUCAUGUUAUGAGAAUAAAUUUCUCAUGUAAUGAGAACAAAGCCAAAAUAUUACCAGAAGAAAAUUGACAAGAAGAAAGUUGAAAUAAUUAGAAAAUUGGAAGCUAAACAGCAGAAAUAUAAAAAAACAGCUGCCACUGUCAGAAUACGUCCAAAUAUGAAGAAAAGAAGGUUGUAUACUAAUGAGAAAAGAAGUUGCAAUGUCAUGAGAAUAAAGUGAUAAGAUGAGGAGGAAAAAUGAUGAUGUGAUUUUAGGCAUAGAGUUGAAAAAUUCCACAUCAUUUUGGUAAAAGUUGUCACUUCUGUCAAAUGAGGUUUGGUUCAAUAAUAAUAUCAUGAAAAAAAAUGUAUAAAGAUGAUUUAAGAAGAAAUGUCAAAUAUUUGUCAAAGAAAAGGAAAAAGAGAGCGAAGAGUGCAGUUGAUCGUAAUCAUGUUUUUUUUUCACCGAUAAGACAAAAUACUUUUGCUUGCAUUAUUUUUGCUUUCCAAAAUGUCCAAGCGGCAAAGUUGCAUCCUUUCGUGGUUGAACGUGCAGGCAGGGAAACACCUUUGGACACCCCCCAAAUUUGAGAUUGGCCUCACAAGGCCAGCUAGCAGGCGUAGCGUCACGUCAGCCUUUUUCUGCCCUCUGAUUGGUGGAUGCGUGAAAGCCAGGGUUGAUGUGGUUGUCAUAUGAAGAGAAAACGACGGCAGCAAGAUGGAGGCUUGUCCAGAGAGCAGCACUCAGGCGGUACCGGCAGGAGGUUCGAACGUCGACCCCACGGACGACCUGGCCGAGCAGCUGGAGGACAUCAUUGCCACCUACCGGGCUGACGACGUCUCCGCCGAGCCGGAGGACGCGGAGGACGUGCGGCCCGACAAGGACGGCCGACGGGAGCAGAAGCUGGAGAAGAAGAUGCUGAAGAACUUGGGAAAGGAAGCCACGCUGCUCAUGCAGAGCCUCAACAAGCUCCACACUCCCGAGCAGAAGCUGGAAGCCACCAUCAAGAAGCACGCUGAGCUGCUGGAGGAGCACAGGAGCGACCAGAAGCAGCUGAAGCUUCUGCAGAAGAAGCUGCUGCAGGUGAUGAAGGACAAGGACCAGCUGCAGAGCGAGCACAGUCGCGCUGUGCUGGCACGAAGCAAACUGGAGGGACUGUGCCGAGAACUGCAGAGGCACAACAAGACCUUAAAGGAGGAGACGCUGCAAAGGUGCCGGGAGGACGACCUGAAGAGGAAAGAGAUCACCACCCACUUCCAGGGAACGCUGAGCGACAUCCAGGCCCAGAUCGAGGAGCACAGCAGCCGGAACACCAAACUAUGUCAGGAGAACAGCGCCCUGGCCGAGAAGCUGAAGGGCCUCAUUACCCAGUACGACCAGCGUGAGGCGAACCUUGAGAAGGUCUUCAAGCACCGAGACCUGAAGGAGAAGCUGCUGGACACCAAACUGACGCAGGCCAACAUGCUGCUGAAGGAGGCGGAGGAGAAGCACAAGCUGGAAAAGGAGCUGCUGCUGCAACAGGCCGCCGAGUACAAGUCGCAGGUGAGGCUGCUGAAGGAGCAGGAGGCGGACAUGAAGGCGCAGCUCGACGUCUACUCGCAGAAGUUUGACGAAUUCCAGGGCACAGUUUCCAAGAGCAACAGCGUCUACAGCGGCUUUAAACAGGACAUGGACAAAAUGGCCAAGAAGAUGAGAAAGCUGGAGAAGGAGUGUCAGUCAUGGAAGAGUCGCUUUGACAGCUGCAACAAGAGCCUGCUGGACAUGGUGGCGGAUAAAGCUGUGAGGGACAAGGAGCUGGAGCUUCUCAUCAUCAAGAACCAGAAGCUGGAGAACCUGUGCAGGGCUUUGCAAGGCGAGAGGAAGAGCCUCUAUGAGAAGGUGCAAGCUGCCGGCGAUGCUGAGGCGGCAGAGAAGGAGGUUGCCCAGGAGGACCACCAUGAGGAGCAGGAGACCACCCCGCGCCCUCCUACCUCGGAAACCCCUCUGAGCGAGGAACUGGCCAAGCUGAAAGCCGAGCAGGCUCUUCUGAAGGAGAUCGCCGUCUUCCACGUCGUGCCCACAGACGCCACACAAGGACCCUCCCACGCAGAGAAGAGCCUCCAGGAGGCGGAGAACCAUGGACCUGAAGAAGAAAAAGAUGUGGAACUGGAGUCUGUUGAUUAGUCCAACAUGUCACGGCCGUUCCACCACAAUGAGGUUCAUUUGGUCCAACGUUCCUACCUUCAACACUUCUUUGUACUGUACAAGAAAACAUCUACAAGAAACCAAUGUCCACUUUGUCCUCAAUGUCCCGUCCAUUUGACAAAGCAGGCGAUAUUCAUGCAAUCAUUGCACUGGUGGCCAAAGUGCGGCCUGAGGGACAGUUGCAGCCCGUGGCUGUUUUCUUCUUGGCCCGCCACACGUACUGAAGAUAGCAACCAAAACAAUAAAACAGCAUUUUACAACAUAAGAAACUAAAGAUCUCCCCGUGUGCGCGUGGGUUUUCUCCGGGCACUCCGGCUUCCUCCCACAUUCCAAAAACAUGCAUGUUAGGUUAAUUGGCGACUCUAAAUUGUCUAUAGGUAUGAAUGUGAGUGAAUGGUUGUUUGUCUAUAUGUGCCCUGCGAUUGGCUGGCAACCAGUCCAGGGUGUACCCCGCCUGUCGCCCGAAGUCAGCUGGGAUAGGCUCCAGCAUGCCCCCGCGACCCUAAUGAGGAUGAAGCGGUAUAGAAAAUGGAUGGAUGGAUGGAUGAAGAAACUAAAGAAAUAAAGUUGUCAUUUUGGGAAAAUAGAUUGUGGAAAAAGUUGCUACUCGAGUAACGUCCAAAUCUUGUGGGACAAAAGACAAGUAGAAAAACUACCUGGAAAAUAUCAAGAAAAUUUUUUUUUACAAAAAUGAAAAAUACGGAGAGAAAAAUGGACAAAAAGCAAAAGUCAUAAUUUUACAAGAGUCACGUAAAAUGAAGAAAAACAUUUGAGUAGCGGAAAGUUUAAAUUUUGAAAAAAAAAUGCUUUUUUUUUACAGUCAUAAUAUUAUGAGAAGCAAACUAAACAAAAAUCAAGUUGGAAUUUCUGGAAAAUGAAGUCAUAAUCUUACGGGAAUAAAGUCAAAACAUUACAAGCAUAGAUUUUUUUUUAUGUAAAAAAAAAAUCUAUUAAAGUGCUGCUCCAAAAAUAAUAGCUCAAAAAAACAAAGUAGAGGUGCAUAAUAGUGUGUAUUUCUGUGCUCUGAAUAAAAACAUUGUAAAUAUGAAUGCUUCUAUGCAUCCUCAGUCCAGUUCAGCAGGCUUCCAUCCCCACUGUCAAGGUCAAGGUCAAGGUCAAAUGUAUUUCUAUAGCAGGUAAACUGCCCAAAGUGCUGUACAGUCAAAAAGUCAAAACAAUGGACCAAAUGAACGACACUAAUGAAACAAUAAAACAAGGCCCAGGUUAACCUGUGUUACGUAACAGGAAGACUUCCAUGACGACAAAGUGCUCCAGUGAUUGUGCACAUGUAAUGUUUGGGGGCGGGCCAUUCCAAAGUCUCGGACCAGGGACAGAGAAGGCCCCAUCCCCCCGAGAUUUAAGAUGAGACCUGGGAAUGUGAACAGGACCUCAUGGUUCCAGCGGGACACCGAAGAUGAGGAUUAGCCAUUUGAACCGGAUCCUGUAAGCAACAGGUCACCGUGUCAAGAGGCGGGGGCUGGGGGUAAACAGCGUGGGCCGGCCACCGCUUCCCCUUUCUGAGGCGUUGGACGCUUUGCCAGAACCUCUUCGAGGCUGACCGAAAG
Molecule: messenger RNA, 4937 nt
Organism: Dunckerocampus dactyliophorus (ringed pipefish)
Lineage: Eukaryota; Metazoa; Chordata; Actinopteri; Syngnathiformes; Syngnathidae
Gene: txlnbb
Product: taxilin beta b
Exons: 9
Coding region: 1906-3351 (481 amino acids)
Molecular function (GO): syntaxin binding
Source: RefSeq, a predicted model, not a curated record